Venturia canescens is the source of this 8229-nucleotide messenger RNA. RefSeq names its product Kv channel-interacting protein 1-like. Lineage: Eukaryota; Metazoa; Arthropoda; Insecta; Hymenoptera; Ichneumonidae. Gene Ontology annotation, molecular function: calcium ion binding. The coding region runs from base 293 to 1084 and encodes 263 amino acids. The record is from RefSeq and is a predicted model, not a curated record. The transcript is spliced from 7 exons.
ACGGAGAGGUCUCAAGAUCUCGAGCAUACCCGCGUGAGUUAUGUGAUCGCGUAUUAUUAUUUCUCGCCAAUAUACAAACGAGCUCUGUUCGAAUACCCGCUAUUCUCAAACUCCAUAAUUCAUCCAUGGCUUUUACUAUUCCACUUGGAAAUUAAAUAUGCCAGUGUAGUGGCGAAAUUUAUAUAUGCUUAGUUCAGGACUAGAACACAAUAACCAAUGGACUCGAUCAAUUCCAUCACUUUUUCGUUUUUUUCGAUGGACACACCUUUGAUGAUCGAUUGAAAGCUUCAAAAUGAUUAUGGACUCGUCGGCUGUUAGUAUAGAGGAUGAAGUCGUCCCGGAAAAAAAUCGCGUUAGUGAGCACAAGCCAAAAAGGAAACAAACGCCUUUGACGGUUAAAAAUUUCUUCACCAGAGCUUGGUGGAAAUUGAGAGGACGCAACGAUUCAAUGAACGGCACGGAUGGUACUGCAGGAGAAAAAAUGGGACCUUCUUAUCAUUCGGAGUACGAGGAGGAACAAACACCAAGGUACAGGCCCGACUCAUUGGCAAGUCUGUGCAGAGCUACGCGCUUCACCGAAGCGGAGCUCAAAAGAAUUUAUCGAGGCUUUAAAGCCGAAUGUCCAACUGGAGUGGUCAGAGAGGAUACUUUCAAGUGCAUAUAUUCUCAAUUCUUUCCCCAAGGAGCAAAUACGAGUCAAUACGCCCAUUACGUAUUCAACACUCUUGACCAAGAUCACAGCGGAAUUCUCAGUUUUGAGGAUUUUGUGACUGGCCUGAGCAUUUUGUCACGUGGCUCUAUGGACGAAAAACUUCGAUGGACUUUUUCUCUGUACGACAUCAACGGAGACGGCUGCAUCACCAAAGAGGAAAUGACUGACAUCGUCACCGCUGUUUACGAACUGAUGGGAAAAUUCGCAGACCCUAAUAUGAACCAUGAUGGCGUAAGGGAGAAGGUUGAUCGGAUGUUUCAGAAAAUGGACGGCAACAAGGACGGGGUGGUAACGCUUUCGGAAUUCCUGGAGGCGUGUCGUGCCGAUCCAGAAAUUUCAACGAACAUGGCAGCCUUGGACACGGCCUUCUGACACCCGGCAUCGAGACCUCGUUACGCGCCAUGGACCUGAACGAGUCCUGAAGACAACGGAAAUGAAUAAAAUCGCUCAAUAUUGUUGGUUCCCAAGGGAGGAGGGGAAGGAAUAUGAAGAUUGGGAAAGUCGUAGCAUGGGAAUGUCCAAAGUUUGGACGAAGGUUGCGCAGUCGUUGCCUUACGACUUUCUACCGAAGAGGUGUUUCUCAUUCUCGAGAUAGGAACGAGUACUUUGGGAAUAAGAGCUCGGACGUCAUUGAAAUCGUUUGAACGAAUCGCUCAUCAGAAUUUAUCGAAAUUGAAGCUCCGAUCGUUGCGAUCUAAAGAUGUAUCCGAUUUGAUACGCGAAUCCUGGAAAGUGCCAAAAACAAACAAACAAAACGUUUUGAAACAAUACAAAUAUCACAAUCGUAACGUUUGCUUCCGGAACGAAAGUUGAGAACGGGCACAACCAACUGCCGCGCUCAGCCUCCCCCGCUGUAUCAAACGGUUUAUUGCGAUACGGCCAGCGGGAGUUCCGACGCAUGGAAAAAUCAUUUUUCUCCCACUUUUUUUUCGCGCCCACGAUUUAAUGUCGUCGAACAUAAUUACCUCCGUGUUUCAUCGGACUAUACAAAAUUCCUUGCAUAUCACGAUUUACCCAGAGCGUAUAUAUGUGUAUAAAUCAUUUCACCAAAACUCAUGACUCAUUGGUUCUCAUAUUUUCACUGGAUUCCACCACGUCCGAUGUUCUCUUGUCUUGCCCUCCCCAACCCAACUCAACUAGGCAGCUACUCGGGUCUGAUAGCUAGAAAUUUGACGACUUUUGUUCGUGAAAAAAACGAAUGUCAUUAAUUCGUUCUCUUCUCUGGCAGUUUCGUAUUUGACUUUCGAAUGGAACAGUUUUCUGGUAGUUCAAAAAUAUCAGCUGUUAAUCGUUGCUUUCCAGUUCGAUGAAUUUAAUCCUUCGUUAAAUUGCUAAUUUCUAUCAUUUUGAGAAGCGUCUAUAACUUUUUUUGGAAUCGUCUUUAGUCGUGGAGUGUUCUCAAGAAGAAAAACCCACGUUUUUAGGUAACUUCGUGUUUUUGUUUCUUACCAGUGAAUUAGUGAGGAUAAUUUCGAACGACGAUGCGUUUGAAUAAUCAUUGAACAACGCUUUUUGUAAAUCAGACGAGUUGAAAAUAGCUUCGAAUGUUGAGACUUCACACAGAGCCCACAGAAUCAUAGAAAACAUAAGAUUUUGGUGAAGUGGGUUAUAUAUCCACGAUUCUGCAUCCAGCAGGUGAAAAGAGCUUUGUUAUUGAGUGGAAUAAACUCAAAUUCACCGACCAAUAUAACGUGAACGACACGCAGAUUCCAAUAUUUUUUAUCGAUACCUUACGACUCAAGAAUUUAUCUCGAAGUACAUGAAAAAAAGAAAAACAGAGUUUAAGAUUUUUAGUCGAAUUAUUUUUAUAUCAACAAUUCUGAAUCCAGCAAACGCUGAGUGCUUUGUUGCCGAUGACGAAUAAAUGAAUCAAGCAAACAUGGAAAAACAACUCAACAAGGUUUUCAGUUACUGGACUAUUCGAUCAAGGUAUUAUUAUUAUUAUUAUUAUUAUUAUUAUUUAAAUCAACACUUGCUGCUUCGAACAUGGACAAAAGAAAGGUCGUUACGUUGGGGAAACCAAUAUGCCGCUUGAAGAGUUGUAUAUGAAAACGAAAGUAACAUUUAAAGUUCUAAGCUGCAUCCAAAUAAUCAAAAUUGAACUAAGACAAAUGCGAAUGGUUACUCGAUAACUUCAUCGUCUGAAACUACUUCGAAUGGACAUUGUGAAUAAAUGUGUUUAAAGGAAAACGGUGCACGGUACAACUCGAUUGUAAACGUAACUUCUUUCGUACCGUAAUAUCUCCAUAAGAUUGCUCUCGCUACGCUCGGCUCAGAAAAUACCUUGCGCGGAUGAUUAAUCAGAAUCACAAAGUAAGAUAUUUAUUUGAUGUAUAUUUAAUUUGAAUGUCACAAUAUUUGUGCGAUACACAGAAGUCGAUAAAAUGUGCAUUAGACCGAAGGUGGCGUAAUUUUUAUUGCGAAACAUUUGUUCGAGUAACGUCCUUGUAGAUAAUCACGUUAAUUGGAGUAAUAUCUAAAAAAUAAUGUAUCAUCAAAUAAUCAGAGGCUGGAUCCUUCCCUUACCGGGCAUUAUUUUGGUUUUUCUGAUUGACGCAUCGAUUUAAAUGAAAGUGUUUAUUAGUAUUUUUGUAAAAAAUUCAUGCGAGUUCGUCAUUAUUUAGAAUAUAGAGUGUAUCUUUUGAUCAAUGAUUUAUUGUCGUCGUUUGACUUUUCAUAAGGUUCACCUGGACCCUGUUAUUUCCUCGUCUCGUUUCCUCACUGAGCUCGUAUAUACAAAUAUAUAAUAAUAAAUGGAACGACAAAAGGGGAAUCAAUGAGGCAAGCGAGGGGAAAGAAAUGAAACACUGACGAGUAUAGUCGGUCGAUCGGUACGUGAAUUUUCGAAAUUCUCCAAGUCUGUUGUUCAUAGUGUGUAACCGAACGGUGUGAGCGAAAUGGGAUGAAAAGAAGAAGAAAAAAAACAAAAAAGUAUUUAUUUUUGUGACAGGUUAAAAAGUAUAUAAAUUAUAUCGUAAAUUAGGUGUUAGAUGUUGUAAGUGUUGUGCUAUUACGAAUACAGAAUGGGUUUUAAAAAAGUGAAAAACGAUCGUGGAUAGUGGGGGGUUCCGGGGUGAGAUGGAAAAUUCUCGCUGCGAGCGAUUAGCAUCGAGGCAUACCGCAACGAUAUUGGUGCAAAUUAUUUAUCGCGAGAUACAUUUUUUCAGGGAUAUAUAAUCAUUUUUUAUCACUGCCUAAUUCGGGUUAAUUACUAUAAGGAAUGAGAGUGUGAGUAACGAGAGACGAACACGCGUACUCGACAACACACUGCGAUGCAUCGAAAAAGUUGAACCAAUCGUGAGUUAGUUGACGAGAACGCUCAUUUCUUCGACCCCAAAUUGUGAUUUUUGGUUUUAUGGCUAGAACGGUAGAGGCUCUUAAUUACACUGUGGGAGCGACGAUUGUGCAUGGACCCAGAGUUUUUCCGAGAUGAUCGAUCUUUUGGAAGCUUCGUUGAUACUUUUGUUUGUAACCAUGUUUCGAUUGUGAACUAUUCAAUGAAAACUGUAAGAAAGAUUAUGAUGCAUCGAAAAAGAGAUAACAAAAAUGUACGCUUUCCGAGAAAGUUUUAAGGAAAUUAUUGGCAGCGAAUCGCGGAAAAAAAAACAACACGACGGUAUCAGUGAAUUUUUUUAUUCUUAGCUGGGCUGCAAUUAGAUAAUAAGUUGAUUAUAGUGUUGACUGAGAUUAAUCGAUGUCUCAGAGAAACACGAUCACUACCGCAUGUCUUUGACGUUACCUGUAAUUACAAAUAAUGUAAUAAUGACAUUGAACCGAUCACGAGAGAUUUUGUAUUUUAUGGUACAAAUCUCACCCGGUUUUCAAUCUCUGUGCAGAGCUCGACGGGUUUAUAACGAUAGAUAGAAUUUUAAAAGUUAUCAUCGACCGAUUGUUAGAUAUCUUCGACGCGAAUCUCUCUCCCUCUCUUUGAGCUCCGUUUUAUCACUUCGUCUCUUUCCUCCCGAUCUCCUCAUUGAUGUGAGUGAUUUAUUUAAUUUAUUCGUUGCUUAGGAAAUGAUCGGUGUGAUCUAGCAGUGGAUAAUCUGACUCUAUAUUCUCUUCGCUGUAAAACUAUCUUCUAGUUGGCAACUUUGUAAUUGGCAAAGCAUUUAAGUGAAACCAAGAUUUCUAACAUUGCCGGUGGAAAAGGAGACGAAUUUUUAACUAUAAAGUUAAUUCGUAGCGACUCGUUCGUGCGAAUUAAUGACUUCCAAAACCUUCGGUACGUAAAAUAUUUAACUCAAAUAGCUCGAUACUUAAGAGUAUUGUAGAAAUUAUCGGUAUCUUAAAAGUGAGCGGACCUCGCGAUCGGAAAAUCAUCCAUCGUCAUUCUCGUUUUUGUUUUCGCCAUUCUGAUCAGAGUUCGUUGCUUCUACAAACGAAAAAAAGGAAAAAAACAGUUUCGAUAUCUGCUGUGAUAUUACGAAAAGUAAAGGGAAAAAAUGAGAUGAAAACUCUUAAAGAAAACUUGAUGAUUGAUUCAAUUGAUUCUCCAGUAGAAAUCUUCAAGCCUUUUCAUUUUGCUGUUCUCAUCAGUUACACAGCUCUAACGAUUCCACAGUUAUCUUUGAUCGGUUCGCGACACUUCGCUUCGAUCGUAUAGAAAAAGUUGUUCUCCGAAUCGAAUACAAAGCAAAAUCGACCUCAGCUCAAAUUUCCAACGGAAUACAACAAUUUUCUCCCUCUCCCUGUAUUCGAUAUUCGAUAAUAAUAAACUUCUCGCAAAGCCAAAGGGCGCAUCGCUCACGCCAACAAAUCCGCUAUCUUCGAGAACUCUCUAAUAACGUGUUAUCUAACUUAGAAUCGAAAAUGGAACAUAAUCUUGUAAAUUAUCUACGGGUAGGACUUAACGAGAUACUGUAGACCUGAAUAGUUGAAUCUGCAAUGCGUUAGUCUCUACGCCACGCGGGUUUUAAAGCGUAUUUAAUCACAGAACGAGAUAAAUCCAUUAUCCAUUGAACUUUAUUCAAAAGUAAUCCAAAAAAACCCAAGUCCGAUCGAGUCACGAAUUUUCGGUGUUUUCAACAAGGCCUCGAGAAGUUAGCCUCGGUCCACAUUUUCUAUCUGAUUUCAGGAUAUUUAGUCCGCUUCGUAAAGUUGGCUGAUCGUAACACAAUUCAAAGUGAAUUUGGCCUCCUGGUGAAGCAAGCUGCAUCAGAAUCAAUACUCAAGCCGAUCUAAUUGACUCGCUUCUUCAAAAAUAAUCAAAUAAUCAUUCUUUAGAAUAUUUUAUUACCUAGAAUGAUAAAAAAAAAAAAAAUAAAAAAAAAAAUAAAACAGAUUCAAUAUCUUCUGAAAGUGAUUUGCAAAAGAUUUGCAGAAGAUUUAAUUUUGUAUUGCAAAUUAUAAUUUCGAUAAAAUUAUGCACUGAGAGGGUAGCACGAAAAAUGAAGAGCAACCGUGCCCAAAUCCGUUUCUUUCUCCACGCGCAUACACACACGUACACAAUGAUUCCUCGAUCUUAAUGGUUUGCCUCUCGUCUGUCAGAUCUAACAUUGCAGGGAUUAAUUACGAUAUAACGCCAGAGAUAACGCUGCCCGAGAGUAUCCGGACAAAGAUACGCGGGCAGCUUGAAUAAGUAGCCCAAUAUUGAGAUAAAUAAAAAGAAUCUACGUAUUACCGAUUAACGAAAAGAAAUAUACGGCGAAUUAUUAAUUUAAAAUAUGGUCAGAUGGUCCAAUCAUAGACUAUAUAUAUAGGAUUAUUGUACGGAUAAGAGAAAAAAGCAGACGCAGACACACACACACACACGCGCAAAUAGAAGAGUAACAAAACAACAAGAAAACGAAUAAACAAUUUAAUCCCAUUGUGUAGCUUCUGAGAAUCGUUAGACUCGAUAAACUUGAUGUCUCGCAUUUCUGAUGGACGCGCGUGUACACGCGGAUCGUUCAUUCGAACGAAAUUCGUAAAUCGGAGCUCCCAGCAAGACUCUCAGAAGAACGAGCGUAGCUCUGAGAGAAGAAAACCGUUGAAACGCUAAUAAAUAAACAAAAAAAAAUAUAUAUAUAUAUAUGAAUAAAGUUAGAAAGAAAGAAAAAAAGAAGAAAUAUAUGACACGUUGGAUAUGAACGGGUUGCAGAGGUAAAUACGAUUCACGCGGCGAUAUAUAUUUUCGGCGGUAUAUGUAAAAUGUAAACGUGGUAAGACUACGUACGCAAUAGCUUUAAAUACCGACUAAUCCACGUGUAUUUGGCCAAUGUGGAAUUCAAAUCGACUGACUAGGAUCUCAGGUCCAUCGUUCGUGCUGUCGGAAAAUGGGGGAAAAAAAAUUAAAAAAAAAAAAAUGAAAAAUAACUUUUCCAAAUAGCCGACAGCCGAGAUAAAGGGCCGAUUGCAAGGGGAACUGAACUGUAAAAAAGUGAUGACGAACGAAUACCAAAGAACAAUAUAUAUCCGAUCCCGAUAUUGUGCUGGCCAAAGAGAUAUAUAAAAACGAACAGAGAAACGCAUCCUCCUCCUGCCAGCCUCGCAGUCGAGCGUGCGUAUAUUAAUGAUUGUUUGGAUGUUGAUUGUUAAAUGUUAGUAGCAUAUUUAUCCGAGAGAUUUAAAGAUACAAAAUGAAAAUACGACGUUGAGAGAAGAGCGCAGAGGUUACACCAUCCAAUGACGUUGAACUUGGCAACCCCAUUCGUUUUGCGCAUUAUCGUUAGCCCUUUUAUUUACCAUCGUAACGAAGCAAAGCUUUUUAUAUAAUACAUCAUAGAUUCGUACGACUUUUCAUCUGCUCAUCGACGCAUUAACUCGAUUAAGCAAUCACGUUGUUCCUCUCAAAAUACUGCAAACCCCUAAGUGCGAUCCGGACCGAGGAGUUCUGUCCGCAGGCACAGCUUGGCUGUACCGAAUCGAGAAUAUAAAUUUCUUUCGGUAUAUAAUUAAUAAUUAAUGAGCUGUAGAGGCGAUUGAUUGAUAGUAUUUUCGGAUGGGCCGAUCGAUCCUCGUGGCCGCUCGAAAUCCCCAUUUUUUUUUUUUUUCUUUUUUUUUAUUUUUUUUUUUUCAUUUCGAUGCUCUACAUUUUGACGAAAUGUUGACAGAGCAAUUAGCGGGUGGCCACGCCGAUGAAUUUUUUCAUAAACGAGACGCUUAUAGUUGCUACAACGAUGCCACAGAUGUUCGAUUAUUUUUCCAACAAAUAUAUAUUCUCGGGAGUUUAUUUCAACCGGGAAUGAAAUAAAUUCGCUUGCGCUUGAGAGUGGCUGCACUGCCGGAACGCAGGACGGUCGAACUCUCGCGCACGGACAUCAUAUCAAUAUUUAUUAGCAUCCUCCGAGGACGUACCUUCGACGACGAACGUUUAACCGUGUGACUAUUGUUCCUUUUUCAUUAUUUUAUGGAGCUUUAAUCGCAAUGCCUGCGUCUUCGUGGACUCGUGAAUUGUUUUAAUAAAACACAGCUGCUCUGUUAAAUGGGAAUUAGUUUAAUUGCGAUACUCGCUCACUGUUACGUUUAUUAUUAAAAAUGUCUGUAUCACAAAUUGAAUUAUGCGACUAUUUUAUAAAUAAAUUGAUUAUUAGUGUUAA